GAAGAGGAGAGAGAGGAGAGAGAGGGAGACAGAGAGGAAGCAGAGCAUGCGGGGAAAAACUCUGCGCUCUGUCCUUCGAUUCUCCAUAGCAUAAAUUUACUGAAACCCUAACCCUAGCCCUAAUUGUUUAUUUCCCCCUAAUAAUUACGUUCACAAAUUGGUGCUCAUCUCCUGUUGCGCCUUCUUUCGACCUCUCUUUUGGUGUGCCCUACCAUCUGUGGCAUUCACCUUUUUAAUAUAUAUUGAGUGCCCUUCUAUUCAACUCUCCAAUUUGAAAGGAUUGUGGGUAGAGAGAGGAAGUGUAAUGAGUGGUUCGGAACAGGACUCUUCGCAGCCUCAGUUCAUCGCGAGCCAUGAAAAUCGCAGUGUUCCGAGUGGUCCGGGAGCUCCUCUCAUCGACAGCAUCGAUGUCGAUCAGAUCAUCAUCCCUGAGAAGAACGGUUGGAAAAACUUAUUUGCAUAUAUGGGCCCGGGAUUUCUUGUUUCCAUUGCAUACAUCGAUCCUGGCAACUUUGAAACUGAUCUACAAUCAGGAGCACAAUACAAGUAUGAGCUUCUCUGGAUCAUACUUGUAGCCUCUUGUGCUGCUCUUAUUAUUCAAUCUCUCGCAGCCAAGCUUGGGGUGGUGACAGGGAAACAUUUAGCUGAACAUUGUAGGACUGAAUACCCCAAGAUCCCGACCUUUAUCUUAUGGAUCCUUGCCGAGCUUGCUGUUGUCGCAUGUGAUAUUCCUGAAGUAAUUGGAACGGCUUUUGCUUUGAAUAUACUCUUCAAAAUCCCUGUGUGGUCUGGUGUUCUUAUCACAGGUUUAAGUACUUUGAUGCUCCUUCUACUACAACAAUAUGGGGUUCGUAAACUCGAGUUUCUGAUAGCUUUUCUGUUAUUUUUGAUGGCUUGCUGCUUCUUUAUCGAAUUUGGCUAUGCUAAACCGAAUCCCUCAGAAGUUCUGAAGGGCCUUUUUGUCCCAGAACUCAAAGGAAGUGGAGCUACUGCUCUCGCUAUCUCGCUACUUGGUGCCAUGGUCAUGCCACAUAACCUUUUUCUACAUUCAGCAUUGGUGCUUUCAAGGAAAGUACCACAGUCUGUUCAUGGGAUCAAAGAGGCAUGUAGGUUUUACACUAUUGAGAGCGCGUUUGCUCUAACCGUGGCCUUUCUCAUCAAUGUAUGUAUUAUAUCUGUGAGCGGUGCUGUAUGCAGCUCAGAAAAUUUGGACCUAGAAGAUCAAAGGAACUGUGGCGAUCUUGAUCUUAACAAAGCUUCAUUUUUACUGAAAAAUGUCCUGGGAAGUUGGAGUUCAAAGUUAUUUGCGGUUGCAUUAUUGGCUUCCGGUCAGAGCUCUACAAUUACAGGAACUUACGCAGGACAAUAUGUCAUGCAGGGCUUUCUCGAUCUAAGGAUGACGCCUUGGAUACGGAAUCUUCUAACUAGAACCUUGGCAAUUCUACCAAGCCUCAUUGUGGCAAUAAUUGGAGGCUCUUCUGCAGCUGGGAAGCUGAUAAUCAUUGCUUCGAUGAUCCUGUCAUUUGUACUUCCUUUUGCUCUCGUUCCGCUCCUUAAAUUUACCAGCAGCAGGACGAAAAUGGGGGUGUACACCAACUCAAUUCUUAUUUCGGCGCUCACAUGGAUAAUAAGCACAUUCAUCAUGGUCAUCAACACCUACUUUCUCGUAACGAGUUUCGUCAAGCUGCUUCUCCACAGCGGACUGCGCACCGCCUCCGUAGUAUUUUCAGGAAUGUUCGGCUUUCUGGGCAUGCUCAUUUACGUGGCGGCCAUCCUGUACUUGGUCUUCCGCAAGAAUAGGAAAUCAACGCAACCGUUAUUGCAGGGCGAUGCUGAACUCGGACCGAUGUGCACCGACUCUAACCACGCGGAUAACAAUACACUGUAUCACUUGCCUCGCGAGGACAUCUCAAGCAUGCAACUCCCGCAGAAUAGAGCCGGAUUAGAUCUCGACUAGAAGUAGUUAAGGACUUGAAACUAACUGUUGUUAAAAAUGCUGGAGAUUCUUGAACCAAUUCUUCGCGGUUGACAAUGUUUAUGAUGUAUUUAUUGCUGUAAUUUACAGGAACAGCACUAAGCAUAGAAUAGAAGCUGUAAGUUCAAGAAGAUGAUCUUAUGUUGUA
This is a messenger RNA of Ananas comosus (pineapple), 2123 nucleotides long. Its product is annotated as metal transporter Nramp3-like. Gene Ontology annotation, molecular function: manganese ion transmembrane transporter activity; cadmium ion transmembrane transporter activity. Gene Ontology annotation, biological process: metal ion transport. The coding region runs from base 305 to 1957 and encodes 550 amino acids. NCBI's taxonomy places the organism in Eukaryota, Viridiplantae, Streptophyta, Magnoliopsida, Poales, Bromeliaceae. The record is from RefSeq and is a predicted model, not a curated record. Gene Ontology annotation, cellular component: membrane. The transcript is spliced from 14 exons.